UUCUCUAGACUCCUAAACUUCCAAAGAGAUCAAACAUCUGCUUCAUCGUGGUUGGGUUGUCACACACUCUUAUGCAACUCUUUCUCUCUCUUUUAAUGUGCUGUAUUCCAAUGUACCACGUCUCUUAUCAUUACAACCCACCACCACUCUUCAUCCUCUUCAAGCAAACCCAUUCUGUGCCUCUCUUUUCUUCUCUCAACCUGAUUUGCAGUUGGCUGUUUCCUGUUCUUAAUUCCUUGAGAAAAAGGAAUGGGUGCGAAGAAAUGGUUUAUGAUAAUAGUCAAAUUGAAGAAAUCGAAGAAAUCCAAACAAGAAAAGGUACAGUCUACUGAUGAAAAUUCAGAUGAAUGUUCAAACGUGAAGCAAAGUGGUCGUGAAGAGUCAAGUGGCAUUCCCAAUGAAGGUUUGAUGAUGGAUCGGACAGUUCCAUCAAGACUGAUGGACGAUGUGGCAGCUACUAGGAUUCAAAAUGCAUUCCGUUCAUUUAUGGCAAGAAGAACAUUACAUCAUCUAAGGGGAGCAGUGAAAUUCGAAGCUUUAAUUCAAGAUCACCUAGCCAGAGAGCAAACAGCAACCGCACUGAACUAUAUACAUUCAUGGAGCAGAAUACAAGAACAAAUUAGAGCUCGAAGAAUCUGUAUGAUAACAGAAGCCAGAAUUAAGAAAAAGAAAUUGGAAAACCAGUUAAAACUUGAGGCUAAGAUUCAGGAGCUUGAGGUGGAGUGGUGCAGUGGUUCUGAAACCAUGGAAGAGAUACUUUGCAGGUUACAUCAGCGAGAGGAAGCAGCAAUUAAACGAGAACGAGCCAUGGCAUAUGCCUUUUCCCAUCAGUGGAGGCCAAACUGUAGCCAGUAUUUUGGUCAGGCUUCUUAUAGCCUUGGUAAAGAAAGUUGGGGUUGGAGCUGGACAGAGCGUUGGGUCGCGGCACGUCCUUGGGAAGUACAGGUUCGAGUUCAGCCCUCCAAAACAAAGAAACUUAAUGGCCAUGAUCAAAAAAUCAAAUUCAACAAGAUGAACUACAGUGAAAGCAAAGCAGCCUUGGCGAAACCUUCCCUGUUAAACGGGAGGGAAACUGGAAAAGGAAAGGAAAACAGUACUUCAGGGCAGUCAAAGAACAUCGUUACCAAAUAGCCCAUACUAAUUUGAUGGUUUAUGGUUUCUUCUUGUUCUUUUGGGGAUUUUUUUUCCAUAUUUGGCUUGGCGAGAAUCUACCAAUUGGUGUGUACUAUUUACACUAGGAACUUCACUUAUCUGCUAUGGCAUGGUGUAUAUGACUAUGAACGUGAAUUCCCUAGUCUUAGUUGAAA
Molecule: messenger RNA, 1307 nt
Organism: Vigna umbellata (rice bean)
Lineage: Eukaryota; Viridiplantae; Streptophyta; Magnoliopsida; Fabales; Fabaceae
Product: protein IQ-DOMAIN 10-like
Source: RefSeq, a predicted model, not a curated record